GCUUCAGGUCUCUUUUAAGGAACUCCACCCUAGGUGGAGUCCUCACCGUAGUCACACCUCUCCCCUGGCCCAGCCAAGGCGGAGAAAGACGAAAUCACUCCACCCUCUCAGGUUGCCUAGAGAGCACUUCACGUUCUGACCUGUGUGGGUUUCGAGGUCCCCAGUGGGACAGCUAGAAACCUCCAAGAAACCCCGCCCUAGAGAACCUGCAAAGAGUUGCUGCUGUUUUUCCUUGAAGCUCUUGCCCCGGGCCGGUGUUCUCCUAAGUGUAUCGACCAAUCAUCGGCAUUUUCUCCUCCCUUUUUUCCUUUUAGGAAAGAGUUGGGGUGUGGGGCUGUAACCGCAGCGUUGAAGGGAUCCUCUCGUUAUAUCUCAUUCUGGGUUCCUCAGCAGUGUUUGCAGGUUCUGGGCGGUUUUCUUAGCCUCUACCUCCCUCCUUUUUUUCAAGGGUGUGCGGAGUUCAGAGGCUGGGUGGAGAGUGGGCUUGGCCGGAACUGAACUGGUAAAGGUAAAAGGGGAACGGAGGAUCUUCAGAGUUGGCCUCUUCAACCCAGGGAACCCACUUUAUUUUUAGCUGACUUUAGGGGGAGCAUUCUUUUUAGGCAGUACCCUCUGCCUGCCCUAAUUUUUGGAUUGGAUGCUAGAGAUCUUUGUUUUCCUUGUUCUGAGGGUGGCCCAGCUGAGUCUGAAGAAACUCCCUCUCUUUUUUCCUUCUUCCCUAUUUCCCAGCUGGAAGAAAAAGGGGAAGUGGGGGGCCGCGAAAGAGAAAGCAGGAGAACGUAACCCGGCACGCUGUCAGACAGGGGCGGGUGUGAGUGGAACAGCUGUUUUGCGAUCAGCUCAGGAGUAUGAGCCUACGGGAGGACCGCGUGAGCUUCAGACACUUCAGGAGUCCUCAGCUAAAGACAAGGGCGAUAUGGAUCAACUCUUAAACAACUUAGAGGUCCAAUUUAAUGCAGAAGCUUGCUCAAUGGAAGCUUUCAAACAGGUCACUGGCCCUAUUCAUACCAGAGAUACUCCUGAGCCAACAGACAGAAGUAAUAUUGCCUCUCCAUCACUUCUGGAUACCAGCCCUAUGGAGAACCCAGAACUGUUUAAUGACAUCAAGAUUGAGCCCCCAGAAGAACUUCUGGAUAAUGACUUCAACCUGCCCCAGGUGGAACCAGUUGACCUCUCCUUUCACAAGCCUAAGGCUCCUCUCCAGCCUGCUAGCAUGCUUCAACCUCCCAUACGUCCUCCCAAACCACAGUCUUCUCCCCAGGCCACUGUAGUGUCCACUUCAACAGCUCACAUGGGCACUCCAACUAACAUUCCUACUGUUCUUGCUCCAAACUCUAUUCUGCCCUCCUCUCAGGGGACUGGUGGCCAACAGUUCUUACAUGUGAUACACACUAUUCCCUCAGUCAAUCUGCCAAAUAAGAUAGGUGGACUGAAGGCCAUCCCAGUAGUGGUGCAGUCUCUACCCAUGGUGUAUACCAGUUUGCCUACAGAUGGGAGCCCUGCAGCCAUUACAGUUCCACUUAUUGGAGGAGAUGGCAAAAAUGCUGGAUCAGUGAAAGUUGACCCCACCUCCAUGUCUCCACUGGAGAUUCCAAGUGACAGUGAAGAGAGUUUAAUUGAGAGUGGAUCCUCAGCCUUACCAAAUCUACAAGGACUGCAGCAAGGAUCAAGAAUAAUGACCCAAAUGCAGGGAGAAGAGUCACUUGAUUUGAAGAGAAGACGGAUUCACCAAUGUGACUUUGCAGGAUGCAACAAAGUAUACACCAAAAGCUCUCACCUGAAAGCUCACCGCAGAGUCCAUACAGGAGAGAAGCCUUAUAAAUGCACCUGGGAUGGCUGCACCUGGAAAUUUGCUCGCUCAGAUGAGCUCACACGCCAUUUCCGUAAGCACACAGGCAUCAAACCAUUCCAGUGCACAGACUGCAACCGCAGCUUUUCUCGCUCUGACCAUCUGUCCCUGCACCGCCGACGCCAUGACACCAUGUGAGCAUCACAGGCCACUCCAGAGGAGCUGUGCUGGUUUGUUUCCUGUGUAUGUGUUGAGGUCACAACCGUAGUUUCCUCUUUGACUUCAACUUGCCUCUGGAACGGGGUAGGAGCAGCCUACUGAGCCAAAUUGAGGAGACCGGAGAAAAAGAUAGCUGGCCUCCCAAGGGAUCCUUUUUAUUCCACCUUCACCUCUCCUCUAUCUAGACUUAACUUUUUUCAACCUCUGCAUGGGUUGAAUUCUAUUGUGGCGCCCAUGGCUGCCCCCAACCCAAUCUCUGCUCCUUUGAAAUAGACAUUCUUCCUAAAAUAACAGAACAGGAAUCAAACUCAAGGCUGUGAACAAACAUAU
Fukomys damarensis (Damara mole-rat) is the source of this 2338-nucleotide messenger RNA. It is a transcript of the gene Klf8, whose product is annotated as Kruppel like factor 8. Bases 638 to 1987 code for a protein of 449 amino acids. NCBI's taxonomy places the organism in Eukaryota, Metazoa, Chordata, Mammalia, Rodentia, Bathyergidae. Gene Ontology annotation, biological process: regulation of transcription by RNA polymerase II. Gene Ontology annotation, molecular function: RNA polymerase II cis-regulatory region sequence-specific DNA binding; DNA-binding transcription factor activity, RNA polymerase II-specific. The record is from RefSeq and is a predicted model, not a curated record. The transcript is spliced from 6 exons.